AUGGAUACUCGUAGAAAGUCUCCCUUGAAGCCAUGGAAGAAAGGGCCAACCAGAGGGAAAGGUGGCCCCCAGAAUGCUACGUGUGAGUAUCGAGGCGUUCGGCAGAGAACAUGGGGAAAAUGGGUUGCUGAGAUAAGAGAGCCAAAGAAGAGAACCAGACUUUGGCUUGGUUCUUUUGCCACAGCUGAAGAAGCUGCCAUGGCUUAUGAUGAGGCUGCAAGGAGACUCUAUGGACCAGAUGCAUACCUUAAUCUUCCCCACCUCCAACCCAACACAAAUUCACCUAUCAAAUCUGGAAAGUUCAAAUGGUUGCCUUCAAAGAACUUCAUUUCAAUGUUUCCUUCUUGUGGAUUACUCAAUGUAAAUGCUCAACCUAGUGUUCAUUUAAUCCAUCAGAGGCUACAAGAGCUUAAGCAGAACGCAGUAGCAAGUCAAUCCCCUUCUAGUUCAUACAGUAGUCCAAAGGCAGAAAUUCAGAAUGUGGAUAGCAAAAAUCAUGCAAAAGAUGCUCAAACAUCACAGGAGAUGCUUGGAGAUCUUCAAGAGAAACCCCAGAUAGACCUCCAUGAGUUUCUUCAACAGCUGGGAAUUCUAAAAGAAGAAAGACAGACAGAAGGAACUGAUAGUGCAGGAAGUUCGACAGCGCCUGAAGCUGUGUGGAGAGAUAACAAUGAUCAACUGGGAGUGUUUUCUGACACGAGUGUUAACUGGGAGGCAUUGAUGGAGAUGCAUGGAAUUGCAGGUAUUCAAGAAUCAGAAGCCACCCAACUUGAAGCAUAUGAUCCAAAUGAUGAGCUUACUUUCUCAACCUCCAUUUGGAACUUUCCAGAUACAUAG
Messenger RNA from Gastrolobium bilobum, 837 nucleotides. Its product is annotated as dehydration-responsive element-binding protein 2F. Gene Ontology annotation, cellular component: nucleus. Bases 1 to 837 code for a protein of 278 amino acids. NCBI's taxonomy places the organism in Eukaryota, Viridiplantae, Streptophyta, Magnoliopsida, Fabales, Fabaceae. The transcript has a single exon. Gene Ontology annotation, molecular function: DNA-binding transcription factor activity; transcription cis-regulatory region binding. The record is from RefSeq and is a predicted model, not a curated record. Gene Ontology annotation, biological process: positive regulation of DNA-templated transcription; response to stress.